CACAGAAUGCGGAAGUGGAGGUAACCAAUCAGAAGGCGAGGCUGUGUGUAACCGUAGAAACGUCCGGAAAUGUGGUGUACACGCUGCUGCCUGAGAAGCACGAGACGGAAUUCUUGUUAAGAAAGUUAAGUCUCAGGAAAACCAGGCCAGACUGUUGCAGCCAGCUGUGGACCUCAAAGACACAAAGAAAAUGAAGAGGAAAAAGACAGAGGAGGCACCCGAGAACUUGGAGGUGUGUGUCCCUAUCAGCGAGGUGAAGAAGAGGAAGAAAAAGAAGAAAGAUGGCAGUGUAGAUUCCACAGACACUGUUGAUGUGACAGACGAUUGUACAAAUGAAGAGCUCAAUGGCAAAAAGAAAUCUGAGGAUUGUGAAGCUGUUAGUGGGGUGAAAAAGAAGAAGAAGACGAAAAAGGAGAAAGAUGUCCAUGUGGACACUACAGAGUCGGCUGAUCUUACUGAGAGUUGUAAGAAUGAAGAGCUUAAUGGCAAGAAGAAAGAAACGUACAAAACCAAGCAGCCUGUAAUAACCGAGAAGGACGGAGUGGAAGAAGAGGAAGGCAUGGAGGACGAGGACGGGGACGAGGAGGAGCUGAGCCCGGAGGAAAGACGAGUGCUGGAGAGGAAGCUGAAGAAGAUUCGGAAAAAGGAGGAGAAGAAGAAGCAAAAGGAAGAAGGGAAGUCUGAGAAGGAGGACAGCAAAAGCAGCAUUGCGCAGACGCAGGCUCUGGAGUAUCUGACAUGCUGGUCCGAGAAGCGAGACGAGUGGAAGUUCCAGAAGACGAGGCAGGUGUGGCUCCUGCAGCACAUGUACGAUAGUGAGAAGGUGUCGGACGCUCAUUUCUCAGUUCUCUUAUCGUACCUGGAAGGGCUGCGAGGCGUGGCUCGGGAGAUCACGGUGCAGAAAGCAGAGGCUUUGGUUCGAUUUGGGGCGGGUCCAGAAGGAGAAGAAGGCGGGGCUACAGAAGCACAGAAGAAGACACAACGAGCCAGAGAGGUCAUUCAGAUUCUCUCAUGAGGAUGCAGGGAAAAAAGGGACAAAAUCCUUUCAUCAUCCUCCAUCUCUCGCUGUCUGUUGUCUUCUCUCUGACAUGUCUGACAUCUGUUUAUACAAUGAUACGAAGUGCUGAACCGAGUCAGCAGACAGAAAACACAUCUGUAAAUAUGUAGGACAGAAAAAAUGCUUUUUUUUUAAAUAAAGAUAUUUGCAUUUGCA
This is a messenger RNA of Pangasianodon hypophthalmus (striped catfish), 1213 nucleotides long. RefSeq lists its product as uncharacterized. The record is from RefSeq and is a predicted model, not a curated record. Bases 191 to 1015 code for a protein of 274 amino acids. The transcript is spliced from 7 exons. NCBI's taxonomy places the organism in Eukaryota, Metazoa, Chordata, Actinopteri, Siluriformes, Pangasiidae.